Messenger RNA from Uranotaenia lowii, 812 nucleotides. RefSeq names its product 39S ribosomal protein L22, mitochondrial (gene mRpL22). Gene Ontology annotation, biological process: translation; ribosome assembly. The transcript has a single exon. Gene Ontology annotation, cellular component: mitochondrial large ribosomal subunit; ribosome. The coding region runs from base 97 to 762 and encodes 221 amino acids. Gene Ontology annotation, molecular function: structural constituent of ribosome. The record is from RefSeq and is a predicted model, not a curated record. Lineage: Eukaryota; Metazoa; Arthropoda; Insecta; Diptera; Culicidae.
CAAAAAAUACAUAAUCGAAAACGGGGUGCUGCUUCAGUAUCAGAACAGUUAAAAUUUAAUUUCACCCGUUCAAAUAGUUAAAAUCCGGCUUCAGCUAUGUCCCUGUUACUUCAGGGCGUCCGCCGAUUGCCCGCGUUCUCAAACCUAACGAGUCAGCUUCUUCCGGUUGCCGUGUUCGCCGGAAGCCACGUUUCCUGUUCGUUGCAUACUAGCAGCGCUUUAGGGAAGAACUGGAACGGUCGGAAUUCCGGUCCCCGACGUUGGCUGGAGUAUAACAAAGUGAUCUACCCACCGCAGACGCCGGAAGAGCCGCCAAGACCGGCUUUCGUGUGCCACCAAAAGACGAACAUUAAGUACAGUCCCAAGAAGAUGUGGUACGUUGCCAGUUUCGUGCGGGGAAUGUCCGUAGAUGAAGCUUUAAAGCAAUUAUCCUUUAUCGACAAGAAGGGCGCCAGUGCGGUCAAGGAAACUAUUUUGGAGGCUGUGGAGCUGGCCGUGAAAAGGCACAAUGUGGAAUUCAGAUCAAAUCUCUGGGUUGCGGAAUCUUUCACCGGACGAGGUCAGGUUUUCAAAGGCUUCCGGCGACAUGGUCGGGGUCGAUUUGGCGUAGUAGAGUACAAGCAUUGCCAUUAUUUUGUCCGGCUGGAGGAGGGAAGUCCCCCGGAACAUUACUACGUAGGCAGGGAACCGAAAUCUGGAGACCAGAUGUUGGCCGAUUGGGUCGAGAGCAUGCGAAAACGGAAGGUUAUCAAUUCGUUGUAAGGUUGGGAAGAUUUCGGGUGAGAAAAUACAGCUCGAGAGAUAGUUAGUUA